AUGAGAUUCAUUGCCAACCAUUACAUCAACAUGAAAGCAGCACAAACUCCAGCCAUUGUAAUCACAAUGUUGUUGACUUUGAACAUGGUUGCGGCAUUUUGCAAUUCGGAUAAAGCGCCAUUGUCUCCAGUUCCAGCACCGUUAUCACCAGCACCAUUGUCUCCAGCACCAUCGUUACCGGCUCCAUUAUCGCCAGCACCAUUAUCGCCAGCACCGUUAUUGCCAGUACCAUUCUCUCCAGCACCAUUGUUACCGGCUCCGCCAUUACUUGCACCGUUGUCACCUGGUCCACCGUUGCCGUCAGUAGGAGUUCCCUCACCACCGUUGCCGUCAGUAGGUGUGUAUUUAAUGAGAAGCCCUUCCUUCGUCCACUACUCUAAGCACAGUCCAUUUUUUUCUAUCUGCUCCUUGAAACAACACUUGAGUCUAUUUUUAUGGCUCCAUUAUUUAUGA
Messenger RNA from Lodderomyces orthopsilosis Co 90-125, 453 nucleotides. RefSeq lists its product as uncharacterized. The record is from RefSeq and is a predicted model, not a curated record. The transcript has a single exon. NCBI's taxonomy places the organism in Eukaryota, Fungi, Ascomycota, Pichiomycetes, Serinales, Debaryomycetaceae. The coding region runs from base 1 to 453 and encodes 150 amino acids.